This is a messenger RNA of Hypoxylon fragiforme, 1974 nucleotides long. RefSeq lists its product as uncharacterized. The transcript has 5 exons. The record is from RefSeq and is a predicted model, not a curated record. NCBI's taxonomy places the organism in Eukaryota, Fungi, Ascomycota, Sordariomycetes, Xylariales, Hypoxylaceae. Bases 404 to 1570 code for a protein of 388 amino acids.
GGAGUAUUCAUAUCGAAACGGUCACCGUACGUUGGUCGCUGGUUGCUGACUGCAUGCCAGCAACCACCUACCUAAGGUACAUAGUAGGUGUGUACCACCCACGAAGGAUUCUCGUACCAUUCAACUACAAGAAUCUUCGGCCGCCAUGCAGCCACAAUAUGAGGUGUGCGAGUGUUUGAAAAUGUCCCUCCGGAUCCCACGCUUGGAUCCCACGUUUAUCGUUACAUGUAUCAAAUCACAAUCUUGAGUGACUUUAUUCUUCCACUUCCAUGGUUCCAACGUUUUUCUGAUUUUCUUCGUCAGGCUAUUUCGUGCAACUGUGUUUGAGUUGCAAGCUUCCUGACGCUCGACAACCUUGAACACUUCACAGCCGUUUCCCCGGUAUCACCACAUCACCGUCAAUAUGGACGGCCCUUCAGCCAUGACAGAUUAUUAUGCCACUCCGGCAGCAGUCAUCUUCAUCAGUAUCUUCUUUCCCGUUCUCGGCGCCACUUGUGUAGCUCUACGUUUCUACACCAGAGCCAAGGCGAAGAGUGCGUUUUGGUGGGACGAUUGGCUAUGUAUUCCAGCGCUGGCUUUCGAGCUUGCGAUGGCAGGGCUCCUGAUUUGGGGUGUUUCGAAGGAGGCAUUGGGGGGGCAUGUCCCUGUCUCAACUGACCCAAGUCCAGACGCAUAUCUGUUUUUCACCUCGCCCCAACAAAUCAUUCUUCAGCAAAUCCAAUAUUUCAUCGACUUCAUUGGAGUCUUUGCCUUCGGGUCGCUCAAGCUCAGCAUCUUGUUCUUCUACCGCAAGAUCUUCUGCGCCAGCAAGACAAGCAAAGAUGCCUUCAAUAUAAUUACAGCUUCCAUGAUCGCACUAGUUAUCAUCUGGACUUUGAGUUUCGGAAUCGGAGCCAUCUUUCUCUGUGGAGCUCGUCCUGCAUACGCGUGGGCACCCGUGGCUCUCGUCGCGGAGCAUUGUACUGCGCAGCUACAGUUUCUCGAGGCAUAUGCUAUCUCGGAUUUCAUCAUGGAUUGUUUCAUCUGGUCGCUGCCAAUUCCCAAAAUUUUGGGGUUGCACAUGGCUGUCAGCAAGAGAUUGAGCGUCAUCGCCGUCUUUCUUGUUGGUAUACUCACAAUUGGAGCUUCCGGCGCAAGAAUGGCCAUCUACAUCAUCUACGUCGUCAACGCAUUUGCCCAAUCCGACGGCGAAAAAAUCAUCACCUUCCUCCUCUUCUGGACCAUGAUAGAAUGCGGUCUCGGACUUAUGGUAGUAUGUCUACCUGCGCUACGUGCUCCCAUGCGCACUUUCUUCACUGCCAUCUCGCCAGGCUCGCUGAUCAGCGGCAUCAAAUCCGCCUUCACAACGCGCUCGCUGAAGUCUGAGGGGAGUCUGGAAGCAGGUUUCUACCGGCUCGAUGGUGUCAAUCAGUCGCACAAAGCGUUGAACUCUGACUGGAGUCGCUAUGCGCCGACGGAGGGGGCGCUGCAUACUUCUGUCGUUGGACCCACUGACUCUAAUCAUUUGGUGAGCCAGGUGGAGCCGAUGCAUGGAGUAAUUCAUGUUCGGAGCGAGAUGCAGCAGUAUUGAAGGAAGCUCUCGAGGCGUCUCGAAAUGGUUCUGUGCUGCCUAUAUCGAGCCUGCUGUGAUGGUCUCCCAAACACACGCUGUAAGGUAUAGAAUUUCUCGCAAAAUCGUGUCAACGAUGCAAAACACAUCUCGCAAGCACAAAAAAUAUUGCAGAAUCCAGUGAUAGCUACAUAAUAAAGCAAGAGCCAUGUUCAUAUUUUCCAGCCGCUCCUCAACUACUUGAAUACGAAAAGGGGCGCAUCUCCCAUGAAAAGAGCCGUGUGCUCGCGUAGUUUUAGACUUCAAAGGAAACCAGACGAACUGCGCUCGACCGCCGAGCCAGCCACUUCAUCAUUGAUGCCUGGUGGUUGAUGGCAAACUUUAGGUUAUCUGAGAAUACAUUUUCUUGAAUUAGGCGAGACGGG